AUGAUUUCAGAUCCCAACCACCCUUUGUAUCUUCAUCACUCUGAUCAUCCGGGAGUGGUGUUAGUAUCUCAACUCCGUACUGAAGAUAACUACAGUACAUGGAGUCGAGCCAUGAUUACGGCGUUGAGAGCAAAGAACAAACUUGGUUUGGUUGAUUGGUCUAUACCAAAGCCGAGCGAUUCCUCGGCGAAGGAAUUGCAGCAAUGGACUCGCUGCAAUGAUAUGGUCAAGUCAUGGUUGUUGAAUUCCCUAUCAAGGGAGAUAUCCCCAAGUGUGAUCUACUGCGAUCUUGCUCAUGAGAUUUGGGAAGAAUUGAAGGAACGCUUCUCACAAGUGAGUAGUCCGCAUGUAUUUCAGAUCAAGCAAGAAAUUCAUAACCUUGCUCAAGAUACUUUGUCCGUGGUGACAUAUUUUACUAAGUUGAAGGCUCUUUGGGAUGAGUUAUCAGCUCUUUGUCCUAUAUCUUCAUGUACUUGUGCUGCAAUGAAGGAUGCUCUGCAAUAUCAACAGAGACAAAGAACUAUGAAGUUCCUUAUGGGUCUGAACCAAUCAUAUUCAGCUGUUCGUGGGCAAAUUCUAUUGAUGGACCCACUUCCCUCUGUCAAUCGAGCAUAUUCAUUGGUUCUUCAAGAGGAACGACAGAGAGAAGUAUCAUCCAACAGAUCUCCUACUCCUGAUGUUGCGGCCCUUACCGUAAAGGGGAACUUGAAUGUCAACAAAAAUACAGGAAAGAAGAGUACUGAAAAAAAUAAGCGUCCGAAUUGUGAUCAAUGUAAAUGGGAAGGCCACACGAUGGACAAAUGCUAUCGGCUUCAUGGCUAUCCUCCGGGUCAUUGA
Molecule: messenger RNA, 837 nt
Organism: Rhododendron vialii
Lineage: Eukaryota; Viridiplantae; Streptophyta; Magnoliopsida; Ericales; Ericaceae
Exons: 2
Coding region: 1-837 (278 amino acids)
Source: RefSeq, a predicted model, not a curated record